Molecule: messenger RNA, 4296 nt
Organism: Magallana angulata
Lineage: Eukaryota; Metazoa; Mollusca; Bivalvia; Ostreida; Ostreidae
Product: hepatocyte growth factor-regulated tyrosine kinase substrate-like
Exons: 16
Coding region: 119-2461 (780 amino acids)
Molecular function (GO): ubiquitin binding; metal ion binding; phosphatidylinositol binding
Source: RefSeq, a predicted model, not a curated record
UCGGUAUAUUUGAUGUAAGCGACCUUGUAAUAUUUAUCAGUUGGGUUAUGUCAUUGAGUCAUUUGUACUAAUCUAGGAAGACAAAAACUAAAAAGACGAGCGAAAACGAACAUUGAAGAUGUUUUCGAGUAAAUCAUCGACUUUUGAUAGAGCUUUGGAGAAGGCAACAAGUCAACUCCUUCUGGAACCAGACUGGGAUUCUAUUCUUCAGAUAUGUGAUUGUAUCAGACAGGGAGAUGUACAAGGGAAAUAUGCAGUUACAUCUAUGAAGAAAAAGCUCUCGGCAGAAAACCCCCAUGUUGCUAUGUUUGCUUUGCAGACUUUAGAGUCCUGCGUAAAGAAUUGCGGUUCCAUCAUUCAUGAAGAAAUUGCUACAAAAGAAUUCAUGGAGUUUUUGAAAGACAUUGCAAAGAGCAAGCCUGAUCCCAUGAAAGGGAAAAUCUGUGAAUUGAUUCAGUGUUGGUCCCAUGCAUUCCGGAAUGAACCAAAUUAUAAAGUUGUGCAAGACACUUUUAAUUUGAUGAAAAUGGAAGGCUACACCUUUCCAACUUUAAAAGAAGCAGAUGCCAUGUUUAUGGCAGAGAAAGCUCCUGAAUGGAAGGAGGGAGAUUUGUGUGCCCGCUGUCGCACUAGAUUUGGAACAUUUAACAGACAGCACCAUUGCCGUAGCUGUGGAGAUGUCUUCUGUGGCAAGUGCUCAGCUAAAUCAUCCAUCAUUCCCAAAUUUGGAAUUGAAAGAGAAGUGAGGGUGUGUGAUUCCUGCUAUGACAAAAUCCAACAUUCAACUUCAACCUCUGAUUCUUGCAGACCAGCCAAGAAGAAGGAUUCUGAUGACCUACCUGCUGAGUAUUUAGCGAGUCCACUCUCUAAACAACAACAGAGCCCGCCCCAGAAGUCAGAGCAGGAAAUCCAAGAGGAGGAGGAGUUACAGCUGGCCCUGGCUCUGUCCCAGAGUGAGAACGAGGCCAAGGAGAAAGAGAGAGAAAGGAUGAGGAAGAACUAUGGGAUGUAUGGAGGUGGUAGCAACACAACAGCCACCGCUCCUGCCACUCAGCCAGUGGUGUCAGCUCCUGUGAUUGACACCACAGACAUGGACCCAGAACUAGCCCGGUAUCUAGACAGGAACUACUGGCAGAGGAAGUCAGAGGACACCAAACAGCCAGUGGUGACCACCACCCCGUCGGCUCCUGUUGCCAACACGGAGCCCAAACAAGCUGGGGGAGGGGUCAUCAUUGAGGCCUAUCAAAAUGGAGCUGAUGAGGGUGACCAAGAGCAGUUUUUGCGAGCUUUACAUAGCAGCUUGGAGAUAUUUGUGAACAGAAUGAAGAGCAACUCCCAGAGAGGCCGUAGCAUUGCCAAUGACUCGUCUGUGCAGUCUCUGUUCAAUGUGAUAACUAACAUGCACCCCCAGCUGAUGAAGUACACCCAGGAGCAGGAGGAUAUGAGAGGACACUAUGAGUCCCUUCAGGACAAACUUGCACAACUUCGUGAUGCUAGAGAAGCAUUAGAUGCCCUGAGAGAAGAUUAUCGAGAGAAAAAACGCCGGGAACAAGAGGAGCUAGAGAGACAGAGACAGAUCCAGAUGGCCCACAAACUGGAAAUCAUGAGGCAAAAGAAACAUGAAUACUUAGAAAUGCAGAGACAGUUGGCUCUACAACGGUUACAGGAGCAGGAAAGAGAAAUGCAAAUGAGGUUUGAACAACAGAAACAUCUGACACAAAUAAGGCAGAUGCAGGCAUAUGGAUACCCAUCAAACGCUUAUGGGCAAGUGCCUCCCAUGCAGGGAAUGCCAGGACAAACCUUCAGUCCAAUUAAUUCUGUGGAUGGCUCACCAGUUCACCAAAUGCAUCUGAAUGCAUACCAACCUUCAAUGGGAGUAGGUCCAGGUAACAUGCCUAUGGGACCAGGACAAGGAAUGCCCCAGAUGCAGGGAGGAAUGAAUAUGGGGAUGGGGCCCCCAGGGGGAGGUAUUGAUCAACAGAUCAUGAUGAAUCAAGGGUCCAUGGGGUCAGGACUGCCCCAGAUGCAGCAGACACCACAACAUGUGUACAACCCCCCAGGUUCACAAGCUGGAGGACAGUACCCACCAGGAUCCACUCAGCCGGUUAGCUUACCGGGAACUUACCACUCAGAAGCUGGACCAAACAACUACCAACCACAGAUGCAAUACAGCAUGUCCCCUCCUAUGAAUCAGGGAUACAUGCCUCCCCCUAAUAUGGAUUACAAGGCAUUUAACAUGCAAAGUAUGGCCAAUUCUUUGCCCCCGCCGAAUCCGCAAGGUGUAUAUUCAACCUCUUCAGGUCAGCAACCACCGCCUCCACCCCCACAACAGCAGUACAUGGGAGCACCCCCUCCCCAGGGCCAGCAAUAUCAUCAGGGAGGACCCCCUGCCCCUCCUCAACAAACCCACCAACCACCCCCUCCUGCCCAGCUGGAGGGGGAAUUGAUUUCAUUUGACUGACAAACAACAAAGCAUUGAUGCAUUCAAAAUUGUAUACGUACAAACAAUAUUCAGAUUGUCCCGUAGGCAUUUAUUGGGUUCAUUUAUUGUGUUGUAGCAAUUCAAAUACAUGUAUGCUUUGUAAGUUAAUUGUUGUGAAGGAAAAUCAACUAUAUGAAACUGGAAUUCUUGUUUAAUGUACAGGUAGUACUUGGUAAUUUUAUUUCUGUAACAUGCAAAAAUAAAGCUUUUCUAAAUUAUUUUGAUUAUUAGAUAUGAAAAAUUAUGAGAGUAACAUUAUUUUUUGCAGUAGUGUGUAAUAUAAAUCAUUUAUAUACAUGUAGAUGAAUUAUUUGGUUUACAAAAAUGGAUUUCAUCUUCCUCAUGAUUUCUUAAAAAUCAAGGUCUUGUUAUUUGCUGGCAUAUCAACCUACAACAAACAAUUCAUAUUUAUAAUACACGUAAAGACAACACAAUGUUUAUGAUUAUUGAAUUAUACAAGAGAUAAUGUGUAUUGUACAAGAAGGAAAAAGAUAUUUAAUAAGCACUUACUGUUUUAAUUAGGGACAUGUUAUUUUGUUCUGCAAGAUGUUCUACAUCGUCAACAUCCCUUACUCCCCAUCUACUGUCUCUAUAAUGGAAACACAGACCAAGCUGUUUCAUAAUAUACUUGCUUACAAAAUAAGCAUUUUCAUAAUAUACCAGCACCUUGUGCCAGAGUCAUCACUUUUGUAAAUGACAUGUAUAUGUACAUACAUGCUUUGCCUUAUAAAUGUUUUGUGCUAUAAUGGCAGAAAAAAAAAAUAGAAAGUGAAAGAGGUAUAGCGCACUUAAUAUACGUUUUGGCCUCAAAUGUAGCCUUUUGCAAACAUCAGACAUUUUCAAUAUUAUACAAUAUUUAUUGAAAUAAAUUCAAAAAAACGCAAAUUACACAAUCACCAUGCUCAAAGAGUCUUGAUUAUCUUACACGACAUCAUUAAAAUAUUCAGGUUUUGUUAGGGAUAUAUAGAAAAGUAGUUAGUAUACGAAAAAAAAUUGGAUAUUUGACUAUUUUAAUCACUCUAAACCAAGGACAUCGGAUCAAAAUUAUGUUCUACAGGUAUUGUAAUACACGUUUAGUCUUUUACAUUGAAUUAGUUUUGGUUUAAUGUGGUAUUCGUAUAGACAAAUAUUUCAUUUAGUGUCUUUUCUAAUACGUACAAUCUUGUAUAUAGCCAUACAUAUUGAAAAUGCAUCUGCUGAAAAUGUUAGAUGCGUGGCCUAGUGGUAACGCGGAGGUCUUUUUGAUUUUGUGGUCGCUGGAUCGAAUCCACUAAAUAGUAUUUUUUUUUUCACUUAAAUUGAAACAUGAACAGAAUAGAGAGGUUAAGUUUCAUGUAUCUAAUCAUCUGGGUUUUUUUUUUAAUUAUCUUGUUUAAUUCAGUCUGAGUAUGAGCACACCCAAUAUAAACAGAUCUCUUCAUUAACACUAUACAUGUACUCUAUUUACGCUUAGAUCCUUUGCAUUUUGCUUGAACUUAUCACGGUUCAGAAUAUCAACUACUGUUAUACUCAGAUAUCCCGAAUUUAUGACAAAUCAGUUGUUAUAGACACCAUUAUAAAAUCAGUACACUCGAAUCAGUUUCAGUCCAGGUUUCAAAAAUCAUAUUGCGACAGCUAGGUACCUGAAGCUAUUUUUAGUAACAGGUACUUUCCAUCCAAAAACAGGUGUAGGCGAAAUAAUGGGAAAAGGCGCUAUACCUCUUUGGUAUUUUGCAAAGUUAUGCACAAUUUCCUUCAUAAAAGUAAGAGCUGAUUAUGACACGUACAAUAUCAUGCUGUCUAUUAAUUAUACUAAAAAUAAAUUGUACAAGUUA